AUGUCUCAACCCAGCUUUCAUGCGGAGCCGUCAACCUCGGCGCAAGCCUCCUCACCGGAUAUCUUCCCCGACAACACUGCUGAGUCCGCCCCUACCGACGAUCAGCCCACAAACGCCGUGACGCUCCACGUACAGGCCAUGCAUCAGCCUCAAACCACACAAUUUCAGGGCCCAUCAGAUCAGCUGGUCCGCCGUACAUCUAUGGAUACGAAUGUCCGAUCGUUGUCCGAAGAUCUGAAGACUCUCAAAGACAAAGCCGGCGCGCUCGGAGUGGAAGCGAUGGCUGUGAAGAUGUUGGAGCAGCACAUGUCCGAGUGUUCAGUAUCAACUAUAAAGCGGCAGAGGAUAACCGAGCUGUUGUGCGACCGCGGCAAGACGCUGGAAGGCGAGAACAAGCUGUCAAGAGACGAGAAUCAACAGUUGAAAGGGGAGCUGCGGCAUUGCAGAGAGGGCUUUGCUGUCAAGAGGCGGGAACUGAAGGAAGCGUUGCAUGUCAUGCAACACCUGAAUACUCUUUUUGGGGAAUGGAUUGGUAAAGCUUUGGAAAAAUGGUAG
This is a messenger RNA of Coniosporium apollinis CBS 100218, 555 nucleotides long. RefSeq lists its product as uncharacterized. Lineage: Eukaryota; Fungi; Ascomycota; Dothideomycetes. The transcript has 2 exons. The record is from RefSeq and is a predicted model, not a curated record. The coding region runs from base 1 to 555 and encodes 184 amino acids.